Triticum aestivum (bread wheat) is the source of this 5254-nucleotide messenger RNA. RefSeq names its product retinitis pigmentosa 1-like 1 protein. Lineage: Eukaryota; Viridiplantae; Streptophyta; Magnoliopsida; Poales; Poaceae. The record is from RefSeq and is a predicted model, not a curated record. Bases 3869 to 5110 code for a protein of 413 amino acids. The transcript is spliced from 8 exons.
UUUACAAAAAAACCCUCUAAUUUUUUCCGACCAAACCCGCGCUCCUCGUUCUCCUCCUCCGACAGAAGCAGCAGCUGCGCUGCUCUCCGCCGCAACUGCUUUGCUGCUCCCCGCCGUCGCAGCUCCCCUUCUGCCCCGCUCUCCCGCCGCCGCCGCUCCCCUGCUUCCCCGCUCUCCCGCCGCAGCCGCCUCCUGCUCCGCCGCCGCAGCUACCGCUCGCCUGCCUCCCCAAGCUCCCCCUUUCUCAAAAAAAAUCCUUGAUUUGGAUCCCAUGUUAGUCCAACCCACAGCUCUGCUUCGGCUGCGUCGGAACCGCCGUCGGAGAGCCUGCAGGCGCCGGAUCCGGACCACCAAUAACAACCUAAAGGCCGACGAGCAGCCGGGUGUCGUCCUCGCCGUCGACGACGACGGUGCCGCCGACGCCGCGAAGCGAGGGCGAGAUCCUCCAGUCGGUCAACGUCAAGAGCUUGCGGGCCUCCUCGCCGCCCCUGCCUCGUCGCGGGCUCGCCACACCGCAACUCUUCUUGUUCAUUUCUAUCUGGCUUGACUGGUUGCGGCGCGGGAGAAGGCCGAGGCCGCGCUCGCCGCGGGGGAUGCCGUGCGGGCGGAGGCCCUCUUCACCGAGAGCAUCGCCAUGGACUGCAUCUUGUACUGGCAGAGAAUGUGUUUGGCCGCCAAGUACUCCAUCUUGUACUGACAGAGAAUGUGCUGUAAAGGUGGGCUGCAUCUGGCCUACGGAGGCAGGUGUAAGGCGCCCUCGCAGAUGCCGAGGAAGCGAUAAGGAUAGCUCUCAAAUUUCCUCAGGAAUGGAGGAGCACAAGGAGCAGAGGAGCAACUCCUUACAGUACCUUCUUCUUCUUGAUGAACAGGAGCUGUGGCGGCAGCUGGGCAGACGAGCAGCAGCAGUAUGGGCAGAGGAGCUCCACCGGCGGGGGAGAAGCAGCAACAGUAUGGGCAGAGGAGCUCCACCGGCGGGCGCGCGGGCAGGGAAGAAGGAGCAGCACGGGCUCGUGCGGGAGAUUGAGGAGGACGAGAUGGAGAUCGAGGAGGAAGCGCGCGAACUCCUGGUCCACCGGAUCGUGGAGGCAGUUUCCGGCGAAGCCCGUAGGGGAUAGUGGCCAAGAGGGAUUGCGGCGGCGCAUGCGCGGAGGAUCGUGGCCAGGAGGAAUUGCGGCGGCGCACGCGCCGAGCUCAAGGAGUACGCGCUGGAGCUUGAGGAGGAUGUGCCGGAGCUCGAGGAGGACGUGCGCGAGCUCGAGGAGGACGUCUCGGGAGGUUCCGGUGACGCCCGCAGGUAAUUGCGGCGGAGCAGUACGUGGCGACCUAGGCGGCGGAGCAGUACCUGGCGACGAAGGCGGCGGAGCAGGUACUUGCUGAAGGUGGCGGAGCACUUCCUGGUGGGCGGCGAAUCGCGCAGCUGGGCGACGCCGGCCGCUGGCGACGGCGGAGGAGGAAGACGGGGGCGGGGACUUGUUUGAUACAGUUUUGAAACCACGAGGGUGUUUCUGUAAAACUGCGAAUGAACUGUGCUCGCGACAUGUUUUUCGGGACAGAGGGAGUACAAGUUUUUUUUAGAGAUUUUAAUAUGGAUUUACAUACAGAGCAAAAUGAGUGAAUCUACACUCUAAAUACGUGUAUAUACAUCUGUAUGUAGUCCAUGUAGAAAUUUUUAAAAGACUUAUAUUUAGGAAAGGAGGGAGUAGCAUAGAUGGGAAGGAUCACAUGAAUGUAGACGAACGAUAAAUAGACAUGAGCAAAUCCAUCAAAGGCAGAACCGUCGGAGACACACACGCCCACCGACAUUGCUAGAUGCACCACCGAAACCGGGGCUAGUCAGGAAGAACCUUAUUCCAUCAUCAGGGAGCCACCAUCGUCUCACCUUCCUGAGAAGGACACAAACCCUAACAAAAAUCAAAAACACAUCUAAAAACAAAGCUCCCUCCCCCCACCUGUAAGGGUCGGGAUCCACCGUGCCACAUGGCCCUAAGGCCAUCGGAGACAAGGUAGAGCUGGCGCAGUCCAUGAAGAUGUGGCAGCAGUCCUACUUCUACGUCGAGAACGUGGAUCCGGCUGCCGACUUCCUCAAUCUGCCGGCUUACGAGGCCGGCCCUCCCACCGGGCUCCGGCCUAACUGGGGCUACAAGCCGAAGCCAGUGACGCCAGACGCAGCGGCCGCCAUCGGCCGACUUCGGGUGCUCCAGGAGUCGGAGGGCCUCGUGGCCUCUGACCUCCUGAUUGCCUUCGUCGAGCGCCGGGUUCUCCCGCUCCAGAGCCGCCCUCAUCUGAUCUUCCGGAUGAGCGUGCACCGCGACCCCAGCCGGCUGUGCACGAAGCAGAUGCCGACUGUUGAGGUCGCGUGUAUGGUGAAUGAGAUCUCCAACCUCAAGGUGUUGGAGGUGGAGUGGCGGUACAGGAAGCGGCCGUACUCGCGCGACGAUCCGCCGCCUGCCAUAAGUUUUCUUCACCUCUUCCUUCUGAUCUGUUUUCUUCAGCCUUGUUCCUAUCGUGAUGCAACUCCUUUCUGGUCGUAGAUUUACAUGUCCGCGGCGACGGCCACCCUCCUAGGCCGGGUGAUGACUGCCUGUCGGACAGGGCGGUGAGCGACUUGGAUGAUCCCGACUUGGGGGCGGCCGCCCUGGCGGACAACACAACAGGCGGCGGUGGCGGAGCAAGCGGCUCCGAGGAGGGCGGCGGCAUGGAGACUUGGCCCGACGACGAUGAUGAUGAAGACGAGCCGCGCCCCGCCCGGAGCACUGCCAACACCGGCGCAGGACUCUCUACUAGGCCGCCCGCCCGUGGUGGCAAGAGCAGGCAGAAGCAGGGCGCUGCCCUAUUUGGCAGCGCCCCAAAGAAGCCCAAGAACCCGACCAUAGCGACCAGGCGGAAAGAAGUCGCGGCCAAGGUGGCCAAGUAUCAGAGGCAGCCGAAGGUGCCCGUCAUGGUGUCGGCGGCCCCGCUGGUCCUCGAGAAGUCGAGCGCCGCCUCGGUUGUCAGGUCGGCGGCGACCUCCUCCACCAGCCGGCGAAUUGACCCGGCCGCCGACCUCCGGGAGACGACAGAGCGGAACGCGUGGGAGGCGCGUAAAGAAGAGGCUGACCAUCUGGCCAAGGAGCAGGCGGGCAAGGCCGCCGCGUCUGCUAAGAGGGCGCUGGCGCAGGCGGAGGCUGAAGCCACAGAGAAGGAGCGGCUCGCGGAGGCCGCACGCCGCCAAGAGCCGCUGCUCGUGACGCUCCUGAACACUGCGCCGCCUCCACCUUAGUUUGUGGCGAUGGCCGGAGGAGCCGGCGACGAUCAUCCGAUCCGGGAGCGGGAGGGCGGCGACGUAGCCAUGCCGGACGUCUUUGUGCCGCCGCCGCCACCGCUGCCGCUGCCAGCCAGCGGGACGCAGGACGAGUAGCCGGCCGCACCGUCGGUGCCACCGAUCGAGGACACGGUGGUGACGGACCUGAUUCCUGAGGUCCGCACACCCGCGCGUCGCCGCCUUGAGAAGGCGGCCUCAGCGCCGCAGCCGCAGGAGGUCGGUGCCACGAGCUCAUUGGUCCCCGACACCGAGGCAACCAGCACCGCGCCCAUAGGCUGGAUACGCGGGGGCGAGACGGGCGCCCUGAACCAGGCGUCCCUUGACGUCUAGGCCAAGCUCCGGGCCGAAGCCGAAGCCCUCAGGCGUUGCAACGAGGCCUUCCUGGAGUCGCGGGCUUCCAUCUGCGACUAUCAUAAUCUUUGCACUGUCUCCUUCAACUCCAGGGUUCGGGAGCUGGAGACGCAGACUGCCCAUCUGACCUAGAGCCGGAAGGCCAACGCCGCCUUGCAGCAGCAGCUGGGCGAAGCCAACUCCGCUCUGUGCGGCAAGGAGGCGGAGUGCAGCAAGAUGACCGAGGAGCGGGACCGGCUAGUCACCAAGCUCGCCGAGCAGACGGAGGCUCUCAAGACGGCCCAGCGGGAUGCGAAGGCGAAGGAGGCCGAUCUCCUUGCCGAGUUUGAAACCGAGCGCGCCGCCUGGGCCGACAAGGAGGCGCAGAUGACGGCCUGCUUCAGCAACAUCGAGGACCUGGUCGACGAUUUCUUUCCGGGUCACUCCGUCGCCGCGAGCCAAGCCAUCGAGGCCCAGUGCGAGGAGCGGAGGGCGGAAGGCGCGCAGAUUGCCGUUGACGCCCCUCGGACCCUUAAUGAGCAGAUCCUCAGCAUCCAGGCCCGACUUUGGCCCGCCCAUCAAGUGGUGUGCCGUCUUCAGCGCGUCGGGGCCCAGGAGAUUGCCGCCCUCUGGCCAGGCCUGCCGGCUCUGUGCACUCCAAGCCGGAGCGCCGACUGGCUGGAGGUGGCGGCCGACUGCCUGGAGGCGUGGAAGGGCUCUAUAGCCCAGGCAGGAGCGUGCCGCGCCCUUGAGUUCGUCAUGGCGUGGUAUCCUAGGCUGGACUUAGCCCAGCUGGACAUGUUCCGGCUAGAAGCGCAGGAGGAGCUAGUAGCGGUGGAGGCCGAACUUGUUAACAGGGCGGCGGCGGUCGCCGACUUCACCGACACCAGCAUCUUCGUUCCGGAGGUGGUCGAGGAAGGCGGCGAAGCCCCGCAAGAGUGGCUCGGGCUGAACCCAGAGGACAACAAGGACUCGGCCGAAGUCAUCGACUCCAGCGAUGAAGGAGAGGAGGGGGACGAGGAGGAGGAUGAGGAGGAGGAGGAGGAGGAAGAAGACAUCGACAUCGACAUGUCGGAGGCUGGUGCGGAUGGUCAGCCCCACCCCGACCGGGCGUCAAGCAACGACCCGCGCUCCAAAGCGCCGACUGCUGCUGGAGGCGGCCAGGUGGUGACCGACCAGUCGCCCGUGCCUCCGACAGAUGCCACCGACUCUGUCAUCCAGCCCUCCAUCACCCAGACUGGCAUUGCCGACUCCAGCGCCCAGCCAGAGCCGCCUGUCGCGCCAAUCGGCGCAGCUGACACCGUCGUCCGGCCAGAGCCGCCUGCUACACCAACUGGCACCGUCGACCCCAACAUCCAGUCGGAGCCGUCUGCUGCACCAACCGGCACUGCCGACCCCAACAUCCAGCCGGAGCCGUUUGCUGUGCCAACUGGCACUGCCAACCCGAGCGCCCAGCCGGAGUCCUCCGCCGCUCCUUAGGGAUUUUAUCUUUUUUCUUUUCCUGCUUGCUAUUCUGAACACUUUUGUUAAAUUCGCACAAUUCCACCCGCUGGGUGUAUUUUAAACUUUGCUGAAUGCCGGCCGAUCGGCCUUUAUCUAUGUAAAUAUUCUGUCGCAGCUUUA